This is a messenger RNA of Drosophila hydei, 1434 nucleotides long. RefSeq names its product elongation of very long chain fatty acids protein AAEL008004. Gene Ontology annotation, biological process: fatty acid elongation, saturated fatty acid; very long-chain fatty acid biosynthetic process; fatty acid elongation, polyunsaturated fatty acid. Gene Ontology annotation, molecular function: fatty acid elongase activity. The record is from RefSeq and is a predicted model, not a curated record. The transcript has 8 exons. Lineage: Eukaryota; Metazoa; Arthropoda; Insecta; Diptera; Drosophilidae. Gene Ontology annotation, cellular component: endoplasmic reticulum membrane. The coding region runs from base 370 to 1434 and encodes 354 amino acids.
UAGUUUGAUUUUAGACUUCCUUGUGCAUGGUUGUUGCCGUUGUUGCUACGUUUGCCAUUCGGAUAUAAUUUUUUGUUUAAAUUCCGAUUCCUGUGCGGGUACGCGUGUAUUAAAUAGUAGUUAAAAGAUAAUAGUAUCACACAGCAGCCAGAUAAACGUACUUAAGUUAAAUAUACGCGAAAAGUGUUCUAAAUUAUUUAAACUCACGACGAUCGCUUUGAUAUUGUGUGUGUGUGAAUGUCAAUGUGUGUUUGUGUGUGUUUGAAAUUCUAAAAAUUUAAGCAAAAUUCCAACGGUGCACGUUCGCUGAGUUCGCCGGCCUGAAAUCAUUGGCGAUACUUCAUCAACACCUGCAAUAACAGCCACAACAUGGAAGUACUCAUGCAUGACGCGCUACAUUGGUAUAGAGACCUAAUGGACAAUAAAAGUGAUCCGCGCGUCAGUAACUUCUUUCUGCUCUCCUCGCCUCUGCCCACGCUUGGUCUGUGCCUAUUCUAUGCAUAUUUUAGUAAAUCGCUGGGGCCACGGCUAAUGGCAAACCGUAAGCCCAUGGAUCUGCGCAAGGUGCUCGUCUACUACAAUGCGGUGCAAACCAUAUUCAGUGCGUGGAUAUUUUACGAGUACUUAAUGAGCGGCUGGUGGGGUCACUACAGCUUCAAAUGUCAGCCCGUUGACUACAGCAACAGUCCCAUGGCCAUGCGGAUGGUCAAUAUCUGCUGGUGGUAUUACAUAUCAAAGUUCACAGAAUUCUUUGACACGCUCUUCUUUAUACUGCGCAAGAAGAAUGAGCACGUUUCAACGCUGCAUGUCAUACACCAUGGCUGCAUGCCGUUCUCGGUGUGGAUGGGCCUUAAAUUUGCACCGGGUGGUCACAGUACUUUCUUUGCCCUGCUCAACUCGUUUGUACAUAUUGUUAUGUAUUUCUAUUAUAUGAUUGCUGCCAUGGGUCCAAAGUACCAGAAGUUUAUCUGGUGGAAGAAAUAUCUAACCACGUUCCAAAUGGUACAAUUUGUGGCCAUAUUUACGCAUCAGUUCCAGCUUUUGUUCCGCGACUGUGAUUAUCCCAAGGGCUUCAUGGUCUGGAUUGGAUUGCACGGCGUGAUGUUCCUAUUUCUAUUCUCUGACUUCUACAAGGCUAAAUACCUAAAUGCGCAGCGUCGCCGCCGCGAGGCAGUCAAGGCCAACGGGCACACCAAUGGCGUUUACACGAAUGGCAAAGUCAAGCAUUUAGGCAACGGAGAUGCCCCGCUACCUGCCAAUGGCACCAACAAGGGUGCCUGUAUGCCCGUUUUGGAUGACGAAUAUGUGAAUAGCAACGGGCAUGCGAAUGCCUUUAAGGAUGGUUAUUUCAAGGAGGGCGUACUGUCUACUAAUGAUGCCAUCUUGAAUCCGGACAGCAGUAGCUCUAGUCUGCACCAGCGCAAAGUCAAAUAA